GACAGCAUUCCUUUCCAACUGUCACUUGACAUGUGCUCAAACGUGCUAGUGUUUUCGUUCUUGUUUUGAUUGGGCCGGUUUCGCGUUUAUCACUACAUAAAUUAUAAUUCGGAAGAAAAUGGCUGUAGAUCAGCAAUCACAUCGUCCGGGGUCGUUUAAGCAACCUAAUAAGCCUCACAAAACUGGGCGUCACCGUUCGAAGGGUGCCAUCGACAAUGCACUCAAAGGCAAAGUAUCCUUGAAGGCUGUCUCGCAUAAACAAAAGCAGCAGCAGCGACGUGAACAGCGGCGUAAUCAGGCAAACCAGAUUCGUAAAAAUAAGCGAGAUGAAAUUCUCGCAAAAAAGCGACUACUGGGCGGAACCAGCACAGCUCCAUUUCUUGUUUGCAUUCUACCACUUCACGGUCAUAUUGAUGCCCAGUCAGCGUUAGCUGUACUGUCAGCCGCUGAUGACGAAGCAAUUGUUGAUAAAUCUCUAGCUGGCGUGACAUACAUUACUGUGCCUCGUUUCAAGCAGCGAUUUGCAUUCAUCAUACCGCCAACAGGACAUGGAAAUGAACUAGCAGUUUUAGAUUAUCUGAAAGUCUGCGAUACAACUUUGCUACUCACUUCCGCAAUCACCGGUGAAGACGAAGUGUUUGAUCGGUGGGGUCAGAAAAUAUUCAAUAUGAUAAGCGCCCAAGGAAUUCCCUCUCCAAUAGUCGCCCUUAUGGAUAUGGAAUCAAUAAAUCCGAAGAAGAAGCAACAACUCAAAGCUAACGUUCAAAAAUUUAUUUCUAAACUAUUGCCGGAGGAGAAAAUCAUGCAACUGGACACUAAUGCAGAAGGUCUGAACAUGCUGCGGAGAAUUGGUGGACAGAAGAAAAAUAUCCUACACAAUGCUGCUAAUCGGCCACAUCUACAUGCUGAAAAGGUGGAGUACGUUCCCGAUGCAGAUGGAGAAAAUGGAACACUUAAAUUGACAGGCUUCUUGCGCGGAAUCCCGUUAGAUGUUAACGGAUUAGUGCAUAUCCCCGGCUUAGGAGAUUUCCAAAUGAGUCAAAUUGAUGCUCCCACCGAUCCACAUAAAUAUGAUAAGAGUAAAGAGGCAGAAAUGACCACCACUGAAGUAAGGGUGAUUGCAAAAUCAGAACCAAGCAAACAGACUAGCUUGCAAACCGAAAAUAUUCCAGAUGAGAUGGAUGCAGAGCAGACUUGGCCGACCGAAGAUGAAAUUGCAAAUGCAAAUGAAGAAACAAAGAAGACGCGACUUGUGAAGCGCGUACCGAAGGGAAUGAGUGACUAUCAGGCAUGUUGGAUUCCAGAUGUGGAGGAAGUCGAUGAUAACGAUGCUGAAGAUGAUGACGAUGAAAAUAGUGAUGAAGACUUUAUGUCAUGUGCAUCAGAAGUGAAUUCAGAUGAGGAGAUGGAGCAAGCACGAAGCGAUACUGAGGAACAAUUCGAAAUGGUUUCUGUAUCUGAUGGCCCCGUUAAUGAUGAAAAAUAUGAUUUAGCGAUGGACCUCCACGAGGAAAUAGAAACUCUGAGAAAAAUUAAAGAAGCGCGCACCGAUCAGUUAUGGCCAGACGAAAUUGAUACUCCACAGGACAUUCCAGCAAAGGAAAGAUUCCAAAAGUACAGAGGAUUGGAAUCGUUCAGAACGUCGCCAUGGGAUCCUAAAGAGAAUCUCCCGAGCGAUUAUGCACGGAUUUAUCAAUUCAAAAAUUUCGAUCGUACGAAACGUCGGGUAAUCCAGGAAGCGGCGGAAGUGGAUGGUGUGAUGCCCGGGUGGUAUAUUACCGUUCACGUUGCCAACGUUCCCCAGGAAAAAUGGGCCGCUUAUCAAUCCGCCCAGCAAUCACCUAAUAUUGUGAUGUACGGCAUUUUGCCGCAUGAACACCAAAUGUCUGUUGUUAACGUGAUACUGAAGCGAAUACCGGAUUCAGAGGUUCCAAUCAAAUCUAAGGAAAAGUUGAUUAUUCAAUGCGGUUACCGAAGAUUUGUUGUCAAUCCUAUUUUUAGUCAGCAUACAAACGGCGCUAAACACAAGUACGAACGAUUCUUCAGACCUCACACAACAGUAGUGGCGACGUUUUACGCACCAAUUCAAUUUCCUCCGGCUCCUGUGUUGUGCUUCAAAGAAAAUCCUGAUACGAGCUUAGCCCUCGUUGCGCGUGGUUGUCUGCUAUCCUGCAAUCCAGACAGGAUAAUUUUGAAGAGAAUAGUUCUCAGCGGGCAUCCUUUUAAGAUAAAUCGCAAGAGUGCCACCGUCCGUUAUAUGUUCUUCAACAAGCCUGACGUUGAAUACUUCAAACCAGUUCAACUACGUACAAAAUGCGGCCGUUUGGGACACAUCAAGGAGUCUUUAGGCACGCAUGGUCAUAUGAAAUGCGUUUUCGAUGGUCAGCUGAAAUCGUACGAUACAGUGUUCCUGUAUUUAUAUAAGAGAGUUUUCCCUAAAUGGAAUUAUGAAGAAUGUGUUGUUCGAUGUGAUGAUGCUAAUAAAAUGCAGGACUAAGCAGAAAGGUUUCUUUCGAUCGGUUUAUAUUUAUUUUUGAAAAAAAUAUAUAGAUAAUGUUAAUUUA
Molecule: messenger RNA, 2564 nt
Organism: Hermetia illucens (black soldier fly)
Lineage: Eukaryota; Metazoa; Arthropoda; Insecta; Diptera; Stratiomyidae
Gene: Tsr1
Product: pre-rRNA-processing protein TSR1 homolog
Exons: 8
Coding region: 119-2497 (792 amino acids)
Biological process (GO): endonucleolytic cleavage of tricistronic rRNA transcript (SSU-rRNA, 5.8S rRNA, LSU-rRNA); ribosome biogenesis; maturation of SSU-rRNA from tricistronic rRNA transcript (SSU-rRNA, 5.8S rRNA, LSU-rRNA)
Cellular component (GO): preribosome, small subunit precursor; nucleus
Molecular function (GO): GTPase activity; U3 snoRNA binding; GTP binding
Source: RefSeq, a predicted model, not a curated record